AUGAUCAGCUUUUUGAAUAGGCGAGCCCAACUCGAAAGUACACGAGCUCAGACGGCUCCUUCUAAGCCAAUCAACUCGGGAGAUCGAUCAAGAUCGACAAAUUCUCGAUCUGAUGCGCGCUCUCAAAAGGCGUACAUGGCUUCUACCUCUUCUAUUCUGUGUCUCUAUUGUAAUAAGAAUCAUUAUACUAAUUUAUGUCCUAAAUUCUUUGCCUUAAAUCCCUCUCAGCGAUUCGAAGCCGCCAAGAAAGGAGGAUGGUGUAUCAAUUGCCUUCGCAAAGGUCAUCGUCCACCUCAAUGUACCUCCAUCAGUUGCCGUAAUUGCCAACAAAAACAUCACACUCUUCUGCAUUUCGACUCGCGAGCUAAUAAUAACAAGAAUCAUAACAAUUUUCAUAAUAAUCAUAACCAUGCAAACAGCAAUAAUAAUAACAAUGUUAAUAAUCGUCAAAAUCAUCAAGGCAACGGAGAUCAAACCCCAGAGGUUUCACCCUCUAAUCUUACAAGCUCUUCCAGCGUGAACAUGCACGUGCAGGUCUCAUCUGAAGCAGUCCUGGCUACAGCGAUCGUCGAUAUUUUAAACAAAAACGGAAAAGUCAAAAUUUGCAGAGUAUUUUUAGAUGCAGGCUCUCAACCUCAUUUUAUUACUGAAAGCACAGCAAAGUUCCUAAACCUAGAGCGCAGGACGGUCAAUAUUUCAGUAUCUGGUCUCGAUGAUAUAUCAACGAACGUUAAUCAGUCUACUUCUGCAACUAUAAAAUCUCGUCACAAUCAAUUUCAAAGAAACGUUAAGUUUCUAAUUGUACCUCAAAUAAGCACGACCAUGUCUUCCAUUCAAAUUAACCAAUCUUCACUGGAAAUUCCUAAAAAUAUUCCAUGA
Molecule: messenger RNA, 879 nt
Organism: Microplitis demolitor
Lineage: Eukaryota; Metazoa; Arthropoda; Insecta; Hymenoptera; Braconidae
Exons: 1
Coding region: 1-879 (292 amino acids)
Source: RefSeq, a predicted model, not a curated record